AUGGACAAUAUUAGGCAAACACUUGGUAGUUUAGCAAUGGUAACAUUACUCUUUGUUGUUAUUAUUUUCAUUUACAAUUGGCCCUUCUCACCUCUUUCCUCGUCCCAGUUACUUCUAUUCCACAAUGAACCACUCUGCCAUCACCAAUCAAACAAGAAUACCAAUAUUAAUGAAGUAUAUGGAGAUAGUCUUGAAACAGCUUUGGGCAAAGCUUCAAUGGGAAACAACAAAACGUUGAUAAUUGCUAUAAUAAACAAGGCUUACGUAGAACAAGAUGUUAAUGGUGAUGCCACCACCAUGUUUGAUCUAUUUUUAAGUAGCUUUUGGCUUGGAGAAGGAACAAAGUCUUUGGUUGAUAAUCUUCUUAUUGUAGCUGUUGAUCAAACGGCCUAUGAUCGAUGCAUGUUUUUGAGGUUGAAUUGUUUUAGAUUGGAAACUGAUGGAGUUGAUUUUGAAGGUGAAAAACUCUACAUGUCUCAAGAUUUUAUCACGAUGAUGUGGAAAAGAACAUAUUUUCUUUUGCAAGUUCUAAAACGCGGUUACAACUUCAUUUUUACGGACAUUGAUGUAAUGUGGUUAAGAAAUCCAUUUAAAAAGUUGAGCAUGAAAAGAGAUGAAGACCUCCAAAUUAGCACAGACGACUAUCAUGGUGAUCCUUGGUCAGAAAAUAAUAUAAAUACUGGAUUUUACUUUGUGAGAUCGAACAACAAGACCAUAUCUUUAUUUGAAACAUGGUACAAAAACAAAGACAAUUCUACAGGAAAAAAGGAGCAAGAUGUUCUUCGAGACCUAAUUGGAGGCGGUAUAUUUAAACAUUUGAAACUUAAGGUGGCUGAUUUAAAGACAACCCUUCGUGAUUGGAAGCAAUUUAAGAAGUUAGAGGUUAAUUCUACCACAAAUAUGCAUUGGUCAAGUCAUGAGAGAUGUUCCCAAUCUUGGGCAUGA
This is a messenger RNA of Vicia faba (fava bean), 945 nucleotides long. The record is from the annotation of a GenBank genome assembly. Lineage: Eukaryota; Viridiplantae; Streptophyta; Magnoliopsida; Fabales; Fabaceae.